This is a messenger RNA of Rubroshorea leprosula, 1902 nucleotides long. The record is from the annotation of a GenBank genome assembly. NCBI's taxonomy places the organism in Eukaryota, Viridiplantae, Streptophyta, Magnoliopsida, Malvales, Dipterocarpaceae.
GUGUGGACCUUUAUUUAUUAAAUUGAAUCAUUUUGAUCUUACAACGCCAAUUCAGUUCUGUUAACAGUCCAUCAUGUCCACCGGUUAACCCAACCAGCACCAUGUUUCUCCACGUCAUCCUUUUCGCCGCUCUCUAUGUAAUUACCACCCAUUUUCUCCACAAAAUCCGGAAGCUACCGCCGAUCCCAUUUCCAACUCUGCCCAUAAUCGGCCAUCUCCACCUCCUCAAGAAACCCCUCUACCGUUCCCUCUCGAAAAUCGCAAACCAGCACGGCCCACUUAUUCUCCUGCACUUCGGCUCUCGCCGUGUCCUAGUCGUCUCAUCUCCGGAGGCCGCUGAAGAAUGCUUCACCAAAAACGACGUCGUCUUCGCAAACCGCCCCCAUCUUCUCGCCGGUAAGCAUCUGGGUUACAAUUACACUAGCCUUGCCUGGGCCUCGUACGGUGACCACUGGCGAAAUCUGAGGCGAAUCUCUUCAAUCGAGAUUCUCUCCACGAAUCGUCUCCAAUUGCUUUCCGGCAUACGCAGCGAUGAGAUCCGAUUGCUGGUUCAGAAGCUCUUCAAGAAUCAAAAUCAAACGGUGGAUGUGAAAUCUGCUUUUUUCGAGCUAACGUUGAACGUGAUGAUGAGGAUGAUGGCGGGGAAGAGGUACUACGGUGACAGCGUCGCCGAGGUAGAAGAGGCGAAGAGGUUUCGAGAUUUAAUAACGAAAACGUUUCUAUACGGCGGCGCAACUAAUAUGGGAGAUUUUUUACCAGUAUUGAGGUGGGUAAGUAAUAGUGAAAAAAGAUUGGUAAACCUGCAGGAAGAGAGGGACCAAUUCAUGCAGGAACUGGUAGAUGAAUGUAGAAGGAGACUGGAAAAUGAAAAUAAAAACAAUUCUUUACCCGGAGCGAAGAAUAAGACCAUGAUCGAAGUGUUGUUAUCUCUGCAAAAGUCAGAACCCCACAACUAUAGAGACGAAAAUAUUAGAAGUGCAAUGCUGGUUUUGCUAGCAGCAGGCACUGACACAUCGGCAGGUACAAUGGAGUGGGCAAUGUCACUUCUUUUGAACAAUCCGGAGGCACUGAAGAAGGCUCAAGUGGAAAUGGAUAACGUGGUGGGGAGCAGUCGAUUGGUGGAAGAGUCAGAUUUGGGUAAGCUUUCUUAUCUUCAUUGCAUCAUAAAUGAGACCAUGAGGAUGUACCCAGCGGGUCCAUUGCUACUACCACAUGAAUCAUCACAGGAAUGCUUUGUUGGGGGUUACCGAAUUCCACGUGGCACAAUGUUGUUGGUGAACCAGUGGGCCAUACACAACGAUCCCAAGAUAUGGGGGGAGCCUGAAAAAUUUAGGCCGGAGAGGUUCCAAGGUUUGGAAGGAAACAGAGAUGGGUUCAAGUUGAUGCCAUUUGGGUCGGGGCGGAGGAGCUGUCCAGGAGAGGGAUUGGCUACGCGGAUGGUUGGAUUGACGCUGGCUUCAGUUAUUCAAGCCUUUGAGUGGGAAAGGAUUGGUGAGGAAAUGGUGGACAUGACUGAAGGGACUGGGCUUACCAUGCCCAAGGCCCAGGCUUUGCAGGCCCGGUGUCGUCCACGUCAAGCCAUGGUGGACUUGCUUUCCAAAAUUUAACGAAGCCAAUUGUUCUUGUGUUUCUUUACCCUUUUUCUCUUCAACAAACGUUUACUUCUCCUCCUCUUUCCUUCUUUCUUUCCCCCCUAAAACGAAAAAAAAAAAGAAAAAGAAAAAAAUCUUUCUUUCCCCCCUUCUUUCCUCCCCCUCCUCCUUUCUUUUUCCGCUGUCUUCGUUUUCCUUUGCAGCCAUCUAUCUUUGCCUCUUUCCCGCUUCUGUGACAUGUGAUGUUGAGAAUGAUGUACUCCUAUUUUUAUAUUUUCAUUUAUGCUUAAAAUUAAUGAAAAAAUUAUUG